This is a messenger RNA of Helianthus annuus (common sunflower), 1279 nucleotides long. RefSeq names its product peptidyl-prolyl cis-trans isomerase CYP21-1. The transcript has 7 exons. Bases 295 to 1023 code for a protein of 242 amino acids. NCBI's taxonomy places the organism in Eukaryota, Viridiplantae, Streptophyta, Magnoliopsida, Asterales, Asteraceae. Gene Ontology annotation, biological process: protein peptidyl-prolyl isomerization; protein folding. Gene Ontology annotation, molecular function: peptidyl-prolyl cis-trans isomerase activity. Gene Ontology annotation, cellular component: intracellular membrane-bounded organelle. The record is from RefSeq and is a predicted model, not a curated record.
CUUUACCCACACCAAUUUCAAGUAUCCAUCUAUCAAACAUUUCGUCAAACACCUUGUGUGCAAACCAAAAUCUCCAGUGGAUCCAAUUCCAGAUUCAAGAACACCACACGAAACGACAAACAAAUCGAUUCUGAUCAAUUCAGUACCAAAAACGGAGGAUUACGAAGCCAAAAGACAUUAAUUUAAUCCACUCUCUGACAACACAAAGGGGCAAAACUUCUAAAUCCACUUGCAGAACAUCUUAUUCAACAAUUUCGGCAUCAUUAUUGAAGAAUUGGUGUGUAUUUUGGGUUAAUGCAUGAGACACUCGAAGAAUCUCAACCAGAAAUGGCUCGUGAGAUCGUGAAUCUGUUACGGCCGCGUUACGUCAUCUUGUUUUUGAUCGGUUCACUUUUUGUGUUUCUUGUAUUCUCCUCGUUCUCUCAACAGGAGGAAGAUACUGUGGAUGAGGUGUAUGAAAUUACACACAGAGUAUUCUUGGAUGUGGAUGUUGAUAAGCAACGUUUAGGAAGAAUAGUUAUCGGAUUGUAUGGCGAAGUGGUGCCAAAAACUGUUGAAAAUUUCCGUGCUCUAUGCACAGGGGAAUUGGGAAAAAAUAAAAGUGGUAAACUGCUACACUAUAAAGGAACACCAUUCCAUCGUAUCAUACCCGGGUUUAUGAUUCAAGGUGGAGAUAUUGUCCACGGUGAUGGGCACGGGAAUGAAUCCAUAUACGGUGGCACAUUUCGCGAUGAAAAUUUCAAAAUUAAGCAGUCACAUCCAGGUAUGGUGGCUAUGGUGAAUUCAGGACCAGAUUCCAAUGGCUCACAAUUCUUUAUAACCACUGUUAAGGCCUACUGGCUGGAUGGAGAACAUGUGGUGUUUGGCAAAGUGAUAGAAGGGAUGGAUAAUGUGUAUGUGAUAGAAGGAAGUGCGGGUACUUACAGUGGCAAACCUCGUAAAAAAGUAGUAAUUUCUGAUUCUGGUGAAAUCCCGAAAAGUGAAUGGAACGUUGAAACACGAAGCACAACAAGUGAAUCGUGACACUUACACGACAAUAGCCACAUUUUUGUCAUCAUAAUUGUGUUUCUUGGGGUUUUACUUUUUAGAUAUAGCUUUCAUGUUCUUUAUUAUCAUCGCUAUCUACAUUUUUCUUGAUGAUGAUGUCUUAUAGUGCAGUGAUUAGAAACUUUAGACAAGUGCAACAUGUAUCUUUGCACUUUAUUACUCAUACAUGUCUAUUUGUAGUAAAUGGAGAGUUCAAGUAUUGUUUUAUGAUAUGUAUAGUAAUUAAAUAAAA